CAUCUAUCAACUGUUUGUUCGUCGGGAAAAGUGUGAUCAUCGUCUGGUGGCGCUUGUUGGUUGGUGGCGGCGGGUGGCGCGGAGGGGUCAGCGCGGCUUUUGGAACGGACAAGGGGUGGCAUGGCUUGGUUCUCGCGAGCGCCGGCUGCGGCGCCGCCGCCUUCGAUGGAUCUUUCUUCAUUGCGCAGCCGCCAAAUCGAUGGACUACUCAUGGCCAAUCUGCCGGGUAGCGUCUCGACUAAAAUCACAAACGCCGAGUACGAGGUGCCCUUCACCGCCAACGGCCGACCUGUCCUGCUACACAUUAAGCUGCCGCUGAAUUUUCCACAGAUGCAGCCCGUUCUGACCAUCACGCCCAAUUGCCACCACCCCGUUCUCAACGCCUCGGGCCAAGUGUGUGGCAUUGAAGCACUGCAGUCGUGGAAAGCUCAUUCAAGCUUGGCCAAGGUGGUCGAGCAAACAGUGGAUCAUUUGAUUCGCAACCCGCCCUCUUUUCCUGGCGAUGUUGGAAGUGCCCGUGGUGCUGGCCAAUAUGGAAUGCCAUCCACACAGCCGGCAUAUGGCGCACCCAAUCCUUAUGCGACCGCAGGCAACGGUGGACCCCCCGCCGUUCCAUACCAUCAGGCCGUGCAACCGACGUCAGACUUGGGUAUGAGUACGACAUCAUCUAGUCAAGGGGUACCAAGCUCUGUUUCAACACCGGCGCCCACCGAGGUGACUCUGAGUAACGCGGAUCUUCCCGAGCUUGACCGCGCCACCAUUGCGGGCUUUAUGCAGGAUAUGAGCACGGAUGAGCUGACAGAGAUGGCCGAGUCCAUGCCCAAGGUGCGAUCCUUUGUCGCAAACCUGACACACCUCCAAGUGAUCCGGGAGCGCGUUGAGUUCUUGCGCCAGGAGCGGACUCGAUUGGCAGAGGCCAACAUGAAGCACGAGCCUGAGCUGAACCGGUUGAAGAGUGAGGUCAAGGCGUUGACGCAGCAGUUGGCUGAGCUGGAUCAAUCUUUGGCCACCAAACUCGCUCGCUACACUGAGUUGUCUUCGCAAUAUGAUCGGCAAGGUUUGGUCGCGGCGCUCAAGGUGAAGCAGAGUGAAGCCGAGGAAGCCAGCGAGGACUUGGUGAGCCAGUUUCGCAACGAGGACUUGCCCGUAGAGGACUUUGUUAAACAAUUCAAGGCUGCACGCGUGCUCUAUCACGAGCGACGGCUGAAAGAGGAGCGGUUCCUCGCCUCCAACUAGAGUGCGUGCAAAUGAUCUUCUUCUCCUGCCAAUUCCUUUGACCGGUGCCAGUGCAAUUGAUGAGGGAUGGCGGUG
Monosiga brevicollis MX1 is the source of this 1311-nucleotide messenger RNA. RefSeq lists its product as uncharacterized. The record is from RefSeq and is a predicted model, not a curated record. Lineage: Eukaryota; Choanoflagellata; Craspedida; Salpingoecidae. The transcript is spliced from 8 exons. Gene Ontology annotation, biological process: protein targeting to membrane; protein targeting to vacuole; ubiquitin-dependent protein catabolic process via the multivesicular body sorting pathway. Gene Ontology annotation, cellular component: ESCRT I complex. The coding region runs from base 121 to 1236 and encodes 371 amino acids.